This is a messenger RNA of Oryzias melastigma (Indian medaka), 3222 nucleotides long. RefSeq names its product ceruloplasmin (gene cp). The coding region runs from base 1 to 3222 and encodes 1073 amino acids. Gene Ontology annotation, molecular function: oxidoreductase activity; copper ion binding. Lineage: Eukaryota; Metazoa; Chordata; Actinopteri; Beloniformes; Adrianichthyidae. Gene Ontology annotation, cellular component: plasma membrane. The record is from RefSeq and is a predicted model, not a curated record. The transcript has 24 exons. Gene Ontology annotation, biological process: iron ion transport.
AUGCACAGGUUUGGCAUAAGAACUCUGUUGCUCUUUUGUUGCACUGCAAUAUGUGUUUCUGGGAUGAGAAGAGAGUAUUUUCUCAAGAUAGAAGAGGUAACUUGGAACUACGCACCGAGCGGGAUGAACGUUAUUCAAAACAAAACACUCCAGGAGGAUGAAGAUGCUGCAGUCUUUUUGAAAAAGGGCCCUCAGCGAAUCGGCUCCACCUACAAGAAGGCAGUUUACAAACAGUACAGUGACGCCACCUACAGAACAGAGGUGGUCAAACCCAACUGGCUGGGCUACCUGGGCCCAGUGCUGAUGGCCGAGGAGGGAGACACGGUGAUCGUCAAUCUCAAAAACUCUGCCUCCAGACCUUACAGCAUCCACCCACAUGGACUGAACUACAGCAAAGGCAGCGAGGGAGCUCUAUAUCCAGAUGGAACAAGUCAUCUACUGAAACAAGACGACUCGGUGCCCCCUGGUAGAACUGUGACCUAUGAGUGGACCCUCCCAGAAUCCCACAGUCCAACAGCUGAUGACAACAACUGCAUGACCCGGUUCUACCACUCGCAUGUCUGCACAAUAAAAGACAUCAACUCAGGACUCAUAGGACCCCUUCUCAUCUGUAAAAGAGGAACUCUGGAUGUACAUGGGGACAGAUCUGCAGACUACACCUACGCUCUGCUGUUCAUGGUGGCGGAUGAAAACUUCAGCUGGUAUCUUGAUGAAAACAUCAGGACGCAUAUCACCAACCCCGUUGGAGACCUAAAAGACGAUGAAGAUUUCAUUGAGAGCAAUAAGAUGCACGGAAUAAAUGGCUUUCUGUACGGCAAUCUGCCAGGACUGAGCAUGUGCCAAGGUAACAAGAUUCAGUGGCACAUGAUUGGUUUAGGCAAUGAGGUGGACAUGCAUUCGGUUCAUUUCCACGGUCAGAUCCUGACAGUCCUGAAACACCACACGGACACAGUCAGUCUGUUCCCGGCCUCCAGUUUUACUGCUGAAAUGGUGGCAGACAAUCCAGGACACUGGCUGCUCGCCUGCAACGUCAAUGACCAUCUGAUGGCUGGAAUGCAGGCUCUAUUUGAGAUCAAGAAGUGUUUUCCUAAUGUCCAUAAGCCACGGCCUUACGGCGAGCUCAGACAGUACUUUAUCGCUGCUGAAGAAGAGGUCUGGGAUUACGCUCCAACAGUCCCAAAUGACGGUGAGGCACAGGAAUUUGUGACCAAAGGACAAAACCGCAUUGGAAGUCGCUAUAAGAAGGUUCGCUACGUGGAAUACACUGACAACAGCUUCAUGACGAAGAUGCUACGCAGCCCAGAGGAGCAACAUCUGGGAAUUUUGGGCCCAGUUCUGCGCGCUGAAGAAAAAGACACCAUCCGGGUUGUUUUUAAGAACAAAGCCAGCCGGCCGUACACCAUACAGCCCCACGGAGUGCAGUACAGUAUAGAACAGGAUGGGACUCUCUACUACAAUGAACUUGAGGAGUCGUACACAGAAAAAAAACUGAGAGAGCUGAAAAAACAACCGAGGGUGGUGACUCCUCCACCAGCGGCUUCGGUCAGACCUGGGAUAGUGUACACCUAUGAGUGGACAGUACCUCAGGGUGCAGGACCUGUGGAGGGGGAAGCCGACUGUCUGACGUACCUGUACUACUCGGCCGUUGACCCAGUUAAAGACACCAGCUCCGGUCUGGUGGGACCUCUUCUUAUCUGUCGGCCGGGAUCUCUGAAGAAAGGAAUACAGAAACACUACAACAAAGAGUUUCACCUCAUGGCCACGGUGUUUGAUGAGAACCUCAGCUGGUAUCUUGAUGAGAACAUUCAGACUUUCACCACGUCUCCCAAGACGGUCAAAAAAGAGGAUGAUGGCUUCAUGGAGAGCAAUAAGAUGCAUGCUAUCAACGGGUAUGUGUAUAACAACUUACCAGGCCUGAGGAUGUGCAAAGGGGACACAGUCUCAUGGCACCUGUCAGCACUGGGAUCAGAGACGGACAUCAUCAGCUUUUAUUUCCAGGGGAACCGUUUCAUCUACCGGCAGAACAGACGAGACAGCAUCAGCGUUUUCCCUCACAUCUCACACACCGUCACCAUGGAGCCAGACAGCAUGGGUCAGUUUGAAGUGGUGUCGGCCACUUUGGACCAUUAUCGUAAUGGGAUGCGAGCCAACUACACUGUGGAGAAAUGUGGCCUAUUUCAGCGUCAGGGUGAGGUGAUGUUUCACUCAAAAACGUAUUACAUCGCUGCUGUGGAGAUAGACUGGGACUACUCUCCAAACCGCACCUGGGAGGCAGAGAUGUUCAGGGAUCGCGGAAUGAAUCCUGCCCCCAUUUUCAUUGAUCCACAAGGAGGAUUCAUAGGUUCCCGCUACAAAAAGGUUGUAUACCGACAGUACACCAGUGACAAGUUCACAAAGCAAGUGGAAAAAACACCUGACAUGGAGCACCUCGGCAUCAUGGGUCCGAUGAUUCAUGCUAAUGUUGGAGAAAAAGUUAAAAUAGUUUUUAAGAACAUGGCAUCCAGACCUUACUCGAUCCACGCCCACGGAAUCAAGACGGAGUCCCCCGAUGUCCAUGAAACGAAAGCAGGUGAAACUCACACAUAUACCUGGUACAUCAACAAGAACACAGGGCCAACCGAGGAGCAGGAAGAGUGUUCAGUGUCAGCGUACUACUCCACCGUAGAUGUAGCAAAGGACCUGUACAGCGGGCUGAUUGGUCCACUGGUGAUCUGCCGCCGAAGCUGGGGCAGGACCCUCGGACUAAAGAAGCCAGUGGAGGAGAUAGCAAUGCUUUUCUUAGUUUUUGAUGAAAAUGAAAGCUGGUAUCUUGAUGAAAACAUUAGAAGAUUCAUCAGAAACCCUCGACCAAACAUAAAAGACAAUGAAGACUUUAUUGAAAGCAAUAAGAUGCACGCCAUUAACGGUUAUGUGUAUGGCAACCUGCAUUUGUACAUGGAGGCGGGUGAUAAAGUGUACUGGUACCUGAUGGCAAUGGGCAAUGAGGUGGACAUACACACUGUUCAUUGGCACGGUCACAGCGUGGAAUAUAAGCUGGGAGGAAACCAACAUCGUGUUGAUUCCUAUGAACUGUUUCCAGCCACCUUUCAGACAGUGAAGAUGCGACCGCAGUAUCCCGGUACGUGGCUGGUCCACUGCCAUGUUACCGACCACAUUAAAGCUGGAAUGGAAGCCAUGUACACAGUCACUGAAAAAGCCCAAAGAAGUGGAAUUUUUGGCUGA